Molecule: messenger RNA, 378 nt
Organism: Cryptococcus wingfieldii CBS 7118
Lineage: Eukaryota; Fungi; Basidiomycota; Tremellomycetes; Tremellales; Cryptococcaceae
Exons: 6
Coding region: 1-378 (125 amino acids)
Cellular component (GO): cytoplasm
Source: RefSeq, a predicted model, not a curated record
AUGAGCGACGCCGAACACCAGAAGCAUGUCAUUGCGGGCUUCAAGGCCACCAUCUCCAACCCCACCACUUCCGCCGAGGCCAAGGAGCAUGCUCAAAGAGAGAUUGAACAGUACGAGAAACAGCACGGCGCUCACGAGCACCAUGUUAUCGCCGGUUACAAGGCCACCAUCACCAACCCCAAUACCUCCGCCGAAGCCAAGGCUCAUGCCCAAGAGCAGAUUGCUGCCUACGAGCGAGGCGGGGCUCUCGAGGGUCACCACUUUGGCGACACUGAGCACGUGAACAGGGUUGCAGGUGGAUACAAGGCCGCCUUGCACAACCCCACCGUGUCUGCUGAAGGUAAAGCUCACGCUCUGGCAGAGCUCGAGAAGCUAUAG